AUGCGAACGGCGGCGCCUCUGCCCAAUCAGGCGCGAAGGCAGUCGUUACUACAGCAACAGCGUCCCGGCAACACCAAGAGGACUUCGAAGCGGCGCCGCUGUCGAAAUGAAUGGAUUUGUAUUGAAUUCUCAGAAAGAUAUGUGAUUUUGCCAGACUUAGGAGUAUCUGAUGAGUGCCUAACAUAUUUUAUAGCUACAUCUGUGAGCUCUGUCCCAGAUCCCACAUUAUUCUCCUGGGACAUUGGGCAGAUCUUACUUCAAAAGACAGCUGAAGAAGACGAUGAACUGAAAAAAGAAUUUUAUGAACUGAAUGAAUUAGUUGAGCAGCCACAGUCGCCAAACAAUGACAUUAAGUCAGCUGGAAUCCCUGCUGAGGGAGAAAGUAUGUUGACCAGGCUGUGGAACCAUUACUGUGUUAGAGACUCUAAUGUGACAGAUUACAAAGAAUUUCUGAAGAAUUUUGGCAUAAGUACAGACACAGUUAAAGAAAGAAGCACAGAAAAUGAAGUUCCAGCAAAACUUUUUCUACAGUCUUCACCAGCUGAGCAUGCUGUGACAGAGUACAACCUGGAUAGCACUGAGAGGGCAUUUAGAGAAAAGCUGUGCUCAGCCUAUCAGGACAUUGAAAAAGCCUUCAGAGCAAUUGAUGUCAGCAGGAGUGGAUUUGUGUCUUUGGAUUACUUGAAGUCAGUCAUAAAUGGCUUUAUAUUUCCUUUGCCAAAUGAAACUUUUCAAGAGCUAAUGAAUAGAUUUGGACUGAAAGUCACAGGUAAAAUUGCUUGGCAAAAAUUUUUAGAAAAACUCCGGGAUCAUGGGAGCACCUUUGAAAACAGUCAGACAAUUCCUAUGAUAAAAAAAUAUAAAGUAAAUGCAGCUAGAGGAGAUGAAGCUUUCUCCAGUGACACUGUUCUUCAGAAGCUGCACAGAUACAUCCAAGAUGCUUAUUCCUCUUUAAAGCAGGCAUUCCUUACGCUUGACGAAAAACAAGAUGGAAAGAUCACAAGAAAUUACCUUCAUCAUGUUUUAAAUAACUUGGUAUUUCAACUGAAAGAAAAAGACUUCCAGGAUUUAAUUGAGACAAUUGAUCCAGAACAGACAGGAUACCUUGACUACCAUGAAUUUUUAGACUUGUUCGAAGCAAAAGAAUCAGUAGUGGGGGAGACCCCUUCAGAUAAAAUCACAGAAAAUUGGAAUGAUUUUCAUAAGGCUUUGCUGUCCUAUAAUCCUAAGUGUACUGGCACUGUUAACAGAAGUCAUCUAAGAAAAGUCCUACACCUGUGUUGUCCCUCUUUGUCAGAUCAACAAUUUAUGAAAAUCAAGCAGAUUGAAGAUCAAGCUGACAAAUAUGCCUGGAAUAGAUCUGUUGACGAACUUACAGCACAAGGACAGCUUUUAGCUGCUUGUCUGUGGAGUACCAAAGAUGUGAGGCGGGUGUUGGAAAAUCAUGGCAUGACAGUGGAUGACAGUGGAUGUAAUCUAACAGAAAAACUGGGGUUACCAGAUGGAGGGUUGAAUUAUCUGGAUUUUGUGGCAAUACUGGAAGAUGCCAGACUGAAUGGGCCAGGAGCUGCAUUAUGUAACAGCCCAAACCACAGAGUAAAUAAUGCUAAAUAUCACUAUAUGACUGCUGAAGAAUGUCUCAGUCAACUUAAUGAUAAGCUGCUGGAAGUCUAUGGGGACACCUAUUCUGCCUUCCGUGAAACAGACAGUAACCACAACGGUAUCAUCAACAUGCUUGACUUUCGACAAUUCUUGGAGAGCUUUCGGCUUUGUCUUAGAGAUGAAGAAUUCCUGCACCUGCUUGAUUUACUGGGGAUGAACCUGACCUCCACUUUAAAUUACCAAGAAUUCUGUCAACUGUUCCACACCCAAGAAACUAUGGAGGUACCUCCUCAGCUCGUGCCGUUUCACAAAAAAAAACAGAUGAUAACGGAUGCAGAGCUAGCUUGUGAUCACGCUCAUUACUACCUUGUUAUCAAAGCAAGAACCAGAUGGCAUGACCUAGCAAUGAAUUUUCAGGAAUUUGACAAUGAAGGAAACAGCAUUAUACAGCCAAGGGACUUGAAGAAAGUCUUGUUCAGAUUUGGCAUUCCAAUUACCCCAGAAAAAUUUAAGCAGCUUUGGGCAAGGUAUGAUACAGAUGCAAAAGGAUAUCUUACUCAUCACGAAUUUUUAAAGAAACUGGGGAUAGAGUCUGCACCCGCUGACACAGGGCUCAGCAGACACAUCAUGGAAGACAGCUAUGCACAUUUACAAGCACAUUAUAAUAAUCAACAAAAGAAGCAUUCAAAGCUGGAAGAGCAGCAGAAACAGCAAACUAAAACUCUGCAUGUUGGAGAAAUUAAAAAGCAGACCAAGAACAUUCCUCUGGUUGUGAGAGAGAGGCUCGUAAAGGAGCUAGAUUAUGUAGGAGUAAUGGUGGGAAGUUUAAAAAUGGAAGAGCCAAUUAACAACAGCAAGAUCAAAAGACAAGUCACUGAGAUUGUUCUUACAUCCAAUGGGACUAAGUACAUGUUUCAGGACAGACAGUGUUCUACAAAGGAUAUUUUCAGGGAUAAAUUUAGGGAUUACUUCCAAGAUUUCAAUAAGGCCUAUCAUAAAGUAGAUAAAAAUAGAGAUGGCUAUGUAACAGUAUGUGACCUGCACAGAAUACUACAAGAAUUUGACUAUUACCUUGAUCACGAUCAGUUCAGCAGUCUUCUAAACAGUUUAGGAAUCAGCAUUCAUGACAGCAAGCUCUCUUAUUUUGAUUUCCUGAGAGCAAUUGAUGAUGGCAGAGCAUCUAAAUACCAACAGAGACAAAAGCAGGCUGCACCACCUGCAAGCUUUGCAGCACUCAGCUUAGAACAGACCCUAAUUAAGAUAAAAGAAAUAGUUGCAUCAUCUUAUGAUUUGUUGUACAAGGCGUUUUCUCAAUUUGAUAAAAAAGACACUGGAGUAAUUAAAGCACUGGAAUUGCAGCAAGUACUUGACCAUUUCUGCUUCAAAUUAUCAGACAAGCAGUUCAGGUACCUCCUCAAGAACCUUAAUCUUCGCGAGGACUUCACAGUAGACUGGAAAGUUUUCCUGAAAAACAUAAACCACCUCACAGAGACUGAGGAAGGGCAAAAAGUCAUUCUGCCUAAAUCUGCUUGGGAGCUGCUAGAGAGAGGCAUCCUCUUGCAGAUACAAGUAGUGACUGUUGGCUUUAACACAAUUGCACAAGACUUUAAAGAUAUUUACUCUUCAAAAGAUAAUACAGUAUCAAAAGAGGAGUUCUGGGAUAUAUGUAAACAAAAUUUUCAGCAGCUGACUGAAGAACAAUUUGAAUGCCUUUGGAACACGGUGGAUGUCAGCACUGGUGGACGGCUGAAGUAUCAGAACCUUUUGGAGAAGUUCAGCUCAGAACUUGUGACGAUGCCAUCAAGCAUUGGCAGUGCGACUAGUUCUGCAACUUCUGCCAAACCAGCUGCCCAUGAUGGGCAGGACCUGCGCGCGUCUUCUCAGCCUGAACGUCCCAAGACAUCAUCUUCUCUAGUGGGGCAAAAGAGUACACCAGCAUCCAGUCGUCCUUUGACAACAACAACUUGUUCUACACCUGUCCUUAACUGUGAAACAAUAGAAAAUAAGAUAAGAAAGAACAUCCAACAUUCCUGGAGAGACAUACUGAAAGUGUGCAAAGAGAAGGAUGUCAGCAAGCUAGGAAAAAUCCCAGUGUCAGACUUCCUAGAUAUAGCAGAGAAGUUCAAUUUGGAUUUAAGUGAAGGGGAAAUUAACCAAAUAAAAACAAAAUAUGUUUUCAAGAAAAAUGGAAAAUUUGCAUACUAUGACUUCCUUCAGAGUUGUAUAUUGUUGUUAAAACCACAGGAAAGCUCACUGCUACAGAGGGUGAUUAUACAGAAGCCACCAAAGCCACUGAGUCCUGGACCACAAACCACGUCAUUCUUCAGUGCAAUGCUGAGAAUUCAGCCCCAGAUCCUGCACUGCUGGAGACCAAUGAAACUAACGUUUCAUUCCUAUGAUGAAAGUUUUACUGGACUGUUGAAUAUUGCAGAUUUCAGACAAGUUCUUCACGAGUACCACAUCAACCUAACUGAAGAGGAGUUAUUCAACAUUUUGGAAUAUUAUGAUAAAGAUCUGUCUUCAAAAAUAUCCUAUAAUGAUUUUCUCCGAGCAUUCAUACAGUAGGAUUUGAUCAAAUGCAGGAAACUGUAGAUAAAGAUGGUGACUGAUUUAUAAUUUAAAAUUUAAAACUAAUACAUUGAGUAUGGCUAUUUGUAUCUAUUCAUUAGAAAACUCAAAAUACAUUCUGACAGUGGUCCUGUGUUGUGGAUUAAAUCUACAUAGUGAGAGAAUUAAUUUUGCAUAAUCCAUUUAUCAAAAGAGACUACGACAACAAUUAGCAUUGUCAAAAUGUUUCCUAAGACAUCUCCAAAAGCAAUUCAUUUAAGGAAUUUCUUUUUUUAAUUUUACACAUUUUAUUAAUGACAUACUCUUAACUUCAGUAAAAAGGUUUACAAGACAUACUAUUGAAUUUCCUCAAUUGUCAUUUUCCAAAUGUAUUACUUUUAAUAUGUCGGCUUUCAUUAUUCAAAAAAAACAUCCUAGUUCUUGGUGCAUCUUUUCCUCUACUCAGUGCCAUAUGUGUAUUGUCAAAGACAUGUUAAUAUGGACCAGCCAUUGAAAUCUGAGAAUAGGCCAGCUAUGUGAAUAUCAUAUCUUUCCCUGUUAAAACUGUUCUUCUACACCCUUCAGCACAGUUUAGAAAAUAAGCUACUUUACCAAUAAGCACUGGCUUCUUAACUGCAGAGAAAUAUUCCCAGUGUUAGCCAUGAGGUUUAUUUUUUUAAGGAUACUGUAUAUGUGUGUAUAUAUAUACACACACAAUAAAUAGGAAAUUGCAAGUAAAACCUCUGGUUAGAUUUCCCGGUUCUAGAAAAAUUCUGUUUGAAUAUCUUGUGAAGUCUAUGAUCUUGGCAAGGAAAUGAAAAGAUAAUUGUUUGGCUGUUGAACUCUUGUGAUAAUUAGAGGAUAAUAUGAUGAGAGCCUGCUUCCCGGUAUUAUAUCAAGAGUUAAACACUUAUGUGCUCUGAAGAAUUGUUAGGUAACUAUUUCACUGCCCGGUUCCUGAAUUAGUUUCCAUCAGUACACUGAAGAGCCUUGUCCUCAUCACCUGCACUGAUGUGGUAACUUUCUUUCUCCCAAGUAACAUACAUGUCAACAAAAAUUAAUAAACCAAAAAAAGACAUCAAGUUAUGCAUGUAUACACACACAUAUAUAUCAAGGGAAGUCUUGGAAUGGGAAAGAGUAGAGAAACAUAAUCUUGUUUUUCUUAUUAUUUCUAUUGAAUAUGUGAACCAUUGUGAUGAGUCUGAAAGACUCACAGUGCAAAACACUUUAAUGCAUGUUUUUUCUGAGAAAAUGUUUCUUUGCAUUUGGAUCUUUCCAGGAGAUAUUUUUAAGAUUUUGAGUAAAAACAUUAGGGAGGUUUCAGGUUGGCUGUUCAGUAUUGUUUCUCUUAUAGCUUCUAAGAGUAGUUUAAUUUGUACUCCACUACGAAGUAAAUACAUUUAGAAGUGGAUAUAUUUGAAAUCAUAACAUAAAAAAAAUGCUUGCUAGACCUUUUGCCAAAACUAAUGGCUAUCUCCAAGUCCCUGAAAUCACUGCAUAGAUAUUUGAUUAACGGAGGAAAUAAACUACUGUUAUGGAAGGUUGUUCUCCUAUACUAAAUCAAUACAAAAAUUCCUAGUUCCACUAAUAGAAAACAAUAGAUUUUAAGAGCACAUGUUCAUAUGUCAGCAAGGGGCUGAAAAGGGCUGGCCCUGGUUCAAUUGCCUGAGCACGGCCGAGUUCGCUGUUCACGGAUGGCCGCCCCGACAGGUCCCGGGUUAGCACCAGCCAGCCCCACGGGGAUGUCUCCGGCCUCAGAGGGCAUCUGCAACAGGUAACUGCGCUUCAGCAGCUGAGCUGAGCCCAAGGGGCACUCCGUUUAGCCCCAUUUAAGAGCAAUUAGCCUGUUUUUGUGUAAUUUUACCCUUGUAACUGGUGCAAAGCCUCAAACCGCUCUUUCUUAAUGGGAAGAUAAUUCCUCCUCCUCGGUCAGGUGCAACAUACCUGAUGUAAUUUCUGUUAUUAUUUCAUACAGUUUGUCUACUGAAUCAAUCAUUCAUAUUCAUUAAAGAAAUAAUUGCUAUUUUUUAAUAGCCAAGAUUGUAACACAAAUAUUACAUUAAUUAUUUUUAAAACGGUAGAUUUCAC
Molecule: messenger RNA, 6237 nt
Organism: Tyto alba (common barn owl)
Lineage: Eukaryota; Metazoa; Chordata; Aves; Strigiformes; Tytonidae
Gene: EFCAB6
Product: EF-hand calcium binding domain 6
Exons: 29
Coding region: 1-4167 (1388 amino acids)
Molecular function (GO): calcium ion binding
Source: RefSeq, a predicted model, not a curated record